CCAUCACCACACACACACACACAUCAAUCGCUCCCAUCGUGCACGCGAAAACUUCAGAUUUAUCAGAGCUGGAACUGAAGUUUGAUUUACCUUGAAUAAUAGUUUGCAAGCAUCAGUCAUCAGCGACUCAGAAAUACUACUGUAUACCGAAUUAAUUCGUCAAAGCUACACUGAAACUGCUGGGGCCCGUUGAAGCAUUUCAUCAUGGCUUUGGUGCAAAAACCUGAUACGGAGGUAAUUGAAAAAACUGAUACCAAUACGACUGAAGCUCAAAUCGUCAAACAUCCCUUGCAGCACACAUGGACUCUCUGGUACUUCGAGAAUGACCGUUCGCGGAAAUGGGAAGAAAACCAAAGAGAAGUCAUAGAUUUCAACACAGUCGAGGACUUCUGGUGUUUGUUCAACCACAUUAAACCUGCUGGUGAAUUAAAAAAUAGUUCUGACUACUCACUUUUCAAGAAAGGCAUUCGGCCCAUGUGGGAAGAUGAUGCAAACAAAAAUGGAGGCCGAUGGCUUAUUAACAUUGACAAACCCACAAGAGAUGAAAUUAAUUUGUGUUGGCUAGAGCUGGUUUUAUGCAUGAUUGGAGAAGCAUUUGACGAAGCAAGUGAUGAAAUAUGCGGUGCUGUUGUCAGUAUCCGUGCGAAAGCAGCAAAAUUAGGUUUGUGGACUGGAAAUGCAAAUAACGAAAAAGCUGUAAAAUAUAUCGGAUACAAAUUAAAGGAGAGCCUGAAAUUGCAACCAAAAGUUCUGAUUUACCAAACGCAUAAAGAUACGGUUAACCAUGGAUCAACCAUCCGCUCCACAUACCAAAUCUAAAGAAUCCGAAAACAGAUUGAAUGAGAUUGAUUUCCAGAAGACAAAGUACACCGUUCAUUUUCGUGAAGUAUUAACCUAAUGGAAGAAAACUUUUAGUUCAAUUUUUUCUCCCCUCUCUUAAAUUGUUUUUUUUUUUAUUCUCUUUUUUAUCUUCUUCAAAUUUCUAUUUUUAUAGGUGAUAAUUUAUGUUGUCUCAGUCACCAUCUUGAAAUUCUCAAUUGUACAGCUCUCAUUGAUAACUCUUGCAUGUUCUACAUGAAUGUUUUCCUUCACAUUUUGUCUGUAUUUAUGCAAAAUAUUAAAAUGCGAUUGUUUUUCUUUUGUA
Molecule: messenger RNA, 1144 nt
Organism: Bemisia tabaci
Lineage: Eukaryota; Metazoa; Arthropoda; Insecta; Hemiptera; Aleyrodidae
Product: eukaryotic translation initiation factor 4E1
Biological process (GO): translational initiation
Cellular component (GO): eukaryotic translation initiation factor 4F complex; cytoplasm
Molecular function (GO): RNA 7-methylguanosine cap binding; translation initiation factor activity
Source: RefSeq, a predicted model, not a curated record